AAAAUUUAUUAAAAAGCAAGCAACUAAAUUUUAAAUUAUAAGUGUUCAAAAUAAAUAGUUUUGAAAUUAUAACAUACAGUUUGUUGAAUGCGUAUACGUGACUCCGACCUACCGUGUUAUUAAAUCAAUACUUCACUAACUCCGUUUGUGUGCAUACAGGCGUUCUAAGUGUUUAUUUGUGUAUGUUCAGAAAAUUGUUACGAUAGUAACAUACAUUCUACAAUAGUAAAAAGAAUAUCAACAAAACUUAAAAAAAAUGGCGUUCAUGAUGCCCGUUGUAAAAAACGAUUGGGAUAUAUAUAAAUCAAAUCGAUCACGUCGUAGCUCGGAAUGUUCAAAUCCACAAACAUGUCGUUCACGUAAAGUGUCCGAAUGUUCGAAAUCGGAUGGGCCAAGUUUAUCUACAUCACCAGGUAGUGAUUUUAUGGUUGGCUCACCAGCACAUCGUAGUGUACCAACAAAUAUGACGUCACGUCAAUAUUCAACACAAAUCAGUUCACGAAAUUCAGCAUGUAGUCUACAAUCACCCGAUUCAUCCCGAAAUACAAAUGCAACCUAAUAUUAUCUAAUUGAUUUGUUCUUUUCGGUAAAGCUGUUUUGCAAGGAUCAGGAACACGUUUUUUAUGAACAAACUCUUAGCAUGUUAGUUUCAAAUUCAAUUUGACAUAGUGUUCGCAUGAUUCAAAAAAUUAUAAUUGUUAUAUACACAUUCUGUGAUCUCAAAUAAAACAAUAGUUUUUCAAUUUAAAACUGAUUACAGAGUUUGUAAAAAUGUCUGCACCGUAAUGAGAAGUUUUAAAGGUUUUUAUAUAAUUUUCGAUAUUAGAAUGCGAGAAUUACGACAGUGGAUAAGCGACGAAAGACAACGAACAAUAGUUCUUGAGCGAUAAGGUACAAUGUUCAUUCUGUAAACUCCAAAUUAUACAUAUGUGACGACAUAUUUUAUUAUCGAUCGGAGUUUGAAAAUGGUUUAAUUUUGCCGAAAUGUAUCACAUACAAUUUAAUGGCAACUAUUUGUGCUAUUUGGACUACUUAAAACGAUUUAUGUCACUAUUGAAACACUAUAAAUCGAGUCUGCUUAGAACUAGUUCUAUUAUCUACUUUUUGAACAACUGAAAAACAAUAAUUACCUUACCGAAAAUUGUUGAAUACAAUUCCCAUUUUUCAACAUAAAAAAAGGACCAAAUUUUUAAUAGCCUUGGGUAUGUGACGACUCUAAAAAUUAAGUAAUAUUUUCUAGGAAAAAUUCUACAUGGUACUAAAAUGAUUUCAUCUAAUUGACAAUAGUAAUUUUUUUGUUGUUCUUAUUUCGAAUGUAAAUUUAUAAUCGUAAAUUUCCCAUAUGAUGUAGACAUUUUGGCGAACUCUGUUUAUGGAAAAUUUUCCAUAAAUUAUUAUAUGAAGUAAUUAUCCUCUUAGAAUAUUAAAUUUAUAAAUACAUAUUAUAUACAAUAUUCUAAUUGUCCUUGACAAUGAGAGUGCAA
This is a messenger RNA of Chrysoperla carnea, 1484 nucleotides long. RefSeq lists its product as uncharacterized. The record is from RefSeq and is a predicted model, not a curated record. Lineage: Eukaryota; Metazoa; Arthropoda; Insecta; Neuroptera; Chrysopidae. The transcript is spliced from 2 exons. Bases 257 to 559 code for a protein of 100 amino acids.